AAGAUGAACAUAAAAAUUGGUACUUCUUCAAAUGUUUUAAAAUGAAAUUAAAAGAAGAAGAGGAAAAGCUUUUGAAAGAAAGAAAGAAAUGGGAAUUGUUUGAUCAUACAGAAACGAAAAAAGUAGAUGCAAAAAUUGUAUUCAAAGGAGCCAUUGGAGGAUGAAGCAUGAAGGAUCAAGCACUUCAAUCUAUACAUGAAAGAGAGAAUGACAGAAAAACAGAUAUAAAUGAAAACACUAUUUCUUGGAUGUUAACAGUACCUGCUAUUUGGUAAGAUGUUGCAAAGAACUUUAUGAGAAAAGCUGCAGAAGAGGCUGGAAUACCUGGAAAGAAGUUGACCCUGGUAUAUGAACCAGAAAUGGCCGCCCUUUGGUUUGUGAAGGAAAAUGAAAUUGCUUCUUGUACAAAAUUUAUCCUCCUCGAUCUAGGAGGUGGAACUAUUGAUAUAUCUGUUCAAGAAGUGCUGCAGGAAAACACAACUCGACAAUUAGUAUCUCCAAAGGGAGUUCCAUGUGGUGGCACUACACUUGAUGAAAGUUUAACCCAUAAAAUUGAGAAAAAAUUUGCCAACAAUAUUGAAAUGUUUCACAAGAAUGAACCAAAAAAGUAUGUAGAACACCAAAGGAAAAUAGAAUUUAAGAAAAGAAGUUAUAGCAGGUCAGAAGGAAAUUUCACUUUAAGUGUCUCCAAAAAAUUAAGUAGAUCGGAAACAGAACAGUCUGUAACAAUUACAGAGGAAGAAUACAAAACUUUCUUAGACCCAAUAUUGGAGAAAAUUGAUAACAAAAUCGAGGAAAUCGAAAAGACAUGUAAACAGGUUUCUUACCUUGUGCUUAUCGGGGGAUUUUCGAAUGACGCAAGAAUAAGAAAACACUUUCGUAAUAAAUACAAAUCAAAAUACACUAUUAAAACUCCAGGAAAUCCGGAUCUGGCUGUAUUGAAUGGUGCAGUACUUUUCGGACAGCGAGAAUCUGUCGUUACAGAAAGAGUUUGUAAAUGUACUUACGGGUUCGCAAUUUUUAAAAAAUUUGACAAAACUCAAAAAGCUGAAAAGAUACAUAAAAAAGGGGGAGUUACUUUGGUGAAAGAUUGCUUCAAGGUUGUGUACAAAAAGGGAGAAAGAGUAUCAACGGAUGGUAAGUCUUUUAAGGAAAUUCCGGUGUUUGAUGAAUUUGGGGCUGAUAGGGUUGAUAAACGCAAAGACCCUAUAGUUAUACACAUUUCUCUUCUGAAGAAGAAAAUCCUCAGUAUACGGAUGACCCAUCUUGCAAAUAUCUCUGUGAAAUGAAAAUGAAUCCCCCCGGAGGAGAAUGGCCCGCGAGGGUGAAGGGAAAAGUCAGGUUCAGAGUAGCUGGAACUGAAUUUGAAGGAGAACUCUAUUACAAUAAAAAUGUUAAACAAGAUGAUUGUGUAUUUGAAUAUUUGAUUUGAUUACCAGUGUACAGAUAAAGUUCAUAGAAAUGUAUUUAAAAUUUCAACUGACGAUUUUAACAGGAAUUCGCAGACAGUGCAUAUAGGUAUACA
Messenger RNA from Saccostrea cuccullata (small rock oyster), 1525 nucleotides. Its product is annotated as heat shock 70 kDa protein 12A-like. The coding region runs from base 294 to 1289 and encodes 331 amino acids. Gene Ontology annotation, molecular function: ATP binding; ATP-dependent protein folding chaperone. The record is from RefSeq and is a predicted model, not a curated record. NCBI's taxonomy places the organism in Eukaryota, Metazoa, Mollusca, Bivalvia, Ostreida, Ostreidae. The transcript is spliced from 4 exons.